AUGAUCCCGCCGCGUGACGCCGUUCUUCUCGAACAUCCUUGCAUCAACUCUAAACUUCAACUUCACUUUACACAUAUCGCCGCGACCAUGGGCCAACCCUCUCAGCCGGCAUCGAAUGCGUUGCUGUACUGCACUUAUGCUGCGUUCCUCGUCUUCGGCCUAGCGAUUGCGUACAGACUGCGCGGGCAGUCCAAGACAGAAUGGUUGUCUGCAAACAGGACUCAGAAGGCAAUCCCGCUUGCCUUGAACUUCAUCGCGUCUGGUGAGUGUCGCAUCAAGGCUCCCAAGCCGAUCUGA
Molecule: messenger RNA, 297 nt
Organism: Fulvia fulva
Lineage: Eukaryota; Fungi; Ascomycota; Dothideomycetes; Mycosphaerellales; Mycosphaerellaceae
Exons: 3
Coding region: 1-297 (98 amino acids)
Source: RefSeq, a predicted model, not a curated record